AGAGAAACAAGAGAGAGAAUGGGUUUACAAAAACCCAAAGCUUUUGUUUGUGGAUUUUGAAAGGUCCAUAAACAGACAUACUCUGCAACUGCUGUGUUCUUGCCUUCUUUUACCUCCUCUCGUUAUUUUGGCUUCUUUUGGGGUUUUGCUUGGCUGGAACGGCUGUUUAUUUGGUUAAUCUUUUGAUGUUAUCUCUUUGGCGUGCUCUGUUAAAACCAUAGAAAACGAGAAAACACGCACACACAGAGAACGGGGAGGGUACUAAGACACAGAGAGAAAAAAAGUGUAGGAUUGGAGAAAGGGAUUUCUUUCGUCUUCUUUUCUGUUUGUUGUCACGACUGAUUGGUUAUUAGGUUCAACGAAACUGAUAGCGGGCGGAAUUAUCAAUGGAAGUCGUGGUUGGGGAAAUAAGAGCAAUGGUUCCUUCGUGUCUUUCUUAAAAGCUAAACCACGAAACAAUCGUGAUUUUGGCGUUAAUGUCAAGUUGAAUUCGUGUGCAAUUACAUAGACAAGAGGCAGGGCACAACCGGAUAUAUUGCAGAAGCUCCGUUCAGAAUGGCUUGUAAUCUAUCGGAAAUGCAAGAGCCGAGCAUAGACACUGAUAAGUUGAGCUACGAAAUUUUUUCCAUCCUUGAAAGUAAAUUUCUUUUCGGCUAUGACGAUCAAAUGCUAUGGGUGCCCAAACAGAUCCCUCCGCCGGUGACUGACUCGAAACCGACGGAAACGGUCGCCGUUGAUAACAGCGUCUCAGCAAUCAAGAACCAAAGGGGGAAAAUCUGCAUUCUCAGCAUCGACGGUGGCGGUUUGCGGGGGAUUCUAACAGGGAAAGCUUUGGCAUACCUGGAACACGCUCUAAAGGCCAAGUCCGGUAAUCCCGACGCCAGAAUUGCAGAUUAUUUCGAUGUUGCUGCAGGUACGGGUAUCGGCGGCAUAUUCACCGCGAUGCUGUUUGGCACCAAGGAUCAUAACUUUCCAAUUUUCGAGGCAGAUGACACGUGGCGUUUCCUGGCUGAUCAAGGGAAGCAAUUUUACCGUUCCAGUUCCGGCGGUUCCGUUAAUGGAUGUGGCUUUUUGAAGCGGCUUAUUAAAGGUGCCGGUUCGACCGGGUCGCCCACCGCCAGUUUAGAGAAAGCGGUGAAGGAAGCAUUCACCGACAAUGACAAAGGCCGAAGCCUUACUCUGAAGGACACGUUGAAACCGGUAUUAAUCCCAUGCUUCGACCUAUCAAGUACGGCCCCCUUUUUGUUCUCCAGAGCCGACGCUUUAGAAUCGGACAGUUUCGACUUCCGGCUCUGGGAGGUCUGCCGGGCGACAUCAGCCGAACCGGGGCAGUUCGAACCGGCUUUAAUACGAUCCGUGGAUGGACGGACAAGUUGCGUAGCUGUUGACGGCGGUCUGUCUAUGAGUAACCCCACCGCCGCCGCAAUCACGCACGUGCUACAUAACAAGCAAGAGUUUCCAUUCGUGAGAGGAGUGGAGGACUUGUUGGUGCUGUCUCUUGGAACGGGUCAACUAGUCGAGGUUAGCUUUGAAUACGACCAGGUCAAGAACUGGAAGGUCAAAGACUGGGCUCGACCAAUCGCUCGAAUAUCCAGUGAUGGCUCCGCUGACUCGAUGGACCAGGCGGUGGCCAUGGCGUUCGGUCAGUGUAGAAGCAGUAACUACGUGCGUAUUCAGGCCAAUGGUUCGAGCUUGGGCAUGUGUGGACCCAAUGUGGAUACAGAUCCUAGCCCUAGCAAUGUGAAGAUGCUAAUAGGAGCGGCAGAGGAAAUGCUCAAGCAGAAGAAUGUGGAGUCGGUGCUCUUCGGUGGAAAAAGGAUUGGAGAGCAAAGCAACUUUGAAAAACUUGAUUGGUUUGCAGGAGAACUUGUGCUUGAGCAUCAGAGGAGGAGUUGCAGAAUUGCUCCCACUGUUGCUUUCAAACAAGCUACCCCAAAGUCCUCCUAAGAGCCAAAGGUAAGCUUUUUAUUUUCCAUGCACAAUUGAGUCACAUAAAUUUAAUCCUGUCGGUUUAAACUUUAAAGAUAGCAUCCAAGUCGACCCAGUUUGAAUCAAAAUGAUUAGAGAUGCAACCACUCUCAAUAUAAUAUAGCAAUGAUGCAAUGAUUUUUUUGUAACUUUCAAUUUUUUUGAUGAGUCCCUAUCUAUUGGUUGAAAGGAAACCGAAAAAACUACCAAACGGCUACCCCAAACAACACAUUUAGCUCAUUCAUCCUUCAAUGUUUCUCUCUGCUGAGUGAACAUCAUCUUCUUGUGAGUCUCAAUAUAUUGAAGCUUUAUUUUUGAAUGUCGUGGUCUUUUGAAUAAAUAUGGUCAUUGUUGUGCAACUUGACCAGAAGUUAUAGGAACUGCCAUCUAGCGUCCACCUGUGUGUGUUUGUCUUGACAUUUCUCCUUUUUGAUUCAAAACAUAUCCACUCUCCUAACAACUGGUUGUUCUACUUGGUUUUUUAUACUGUUGUUUUAACAUAUAGUUGAGAUUGAGAAACUUAUUGUGUUUUAUAGACGUGGGACAAGACAGACCCCUAUUGUUGUCGGCCCACCGACAUUGAAUCAUGAAAUUUUGAUGGGGGGAUGGUAUGCUAUUUUGAAUAAAUGACCCCAAAGGUUUUUGAAGGGCAUUUUAGUCAUCUGGUAGAGAAACCAAUCAUUGAAUUGAAAGAAGGCUUAGAGACAUAUCCAUCAAGUCCGGGAAAAAAAAAGAUUUUAUCUUGUGAUGUUGUGAUGAAUGGCUCAGUAAGUUCUUUUGCUUCUGUGCCUAGGACCCAAAGGACAGCUUUUGCUUUUCAUGACCAAGAAAAUCAAACCAUAUAAAUAUGGUUUGAAAAAAAAAGGGGCAAUUUUUAAAACUUUAUUGUAGCAUUUCAUGAUUUACAUUUGCCCUUUAAUUUGUCUUUCACGAAUCCAUCUUGAAUGUAGUUGUCCUUUCUGUUUUCUUUUUCACCCUUCAAACAUACCAUUGUCCUCCUCUUUGUUAAGCAACGGUUUUGAAAUGUCACAGUGAGAAAUAAUUUUUGACUUCAUUCUAUUUAAUUGUUUUUUGAGUUGCCAUAUUUGGACCUUCACAAAUCACAACUACAUAGGCAUCCACAAUGUUUUACUCAUUAAGGAUUAUUUUGAGACAAUAAUAUUGAAUUAGACGAUAUGUGUGCAAUUAUCUUCAUUCAUUCUGUUUUCUGAAGAAAGAGUGUUCAGAACAAACGUUGCUGAUAGUACGUAGUAGGGUUGAAUUUAUAGACUUUUCAAUUAACUUUGAUUCUUUGAAUUCCAAUAAGAGACUGUAGAAACCAAAUAUUUAAAAUGAAAGCACUGAAAAAGCAGUUAGGUAAUUUGUUUGUAAAUCUUGAGUUGUUCUUUUGGUUGUACCUUGUAACCUUUCUUUUUUGGCAUGGCUGUCUAGCAUUAGUUCUAAAAGCCACAAAAUAUUUGGAAGCGUAUGCUCAAAACACUUGGACUGGGAUGUGAUUUUCGAAAGCUUUUUUGCUGUUUAUCCUUUGUAGCUGUGCAGAUCACAUGAUUUUUUUUUUCUUAAAAGAAUUACUUAACAGCUCUGUUUCUA
Messenger RNA from Tripterygium wilfordii, 3558 nucleotides. Its product is annotated as patatin-like protein 6. The record is from RefSeq and is a predicted model, not a curated record. Gene Ontology annotation, biological process: lipid metabolic process. The transcript is spliced from 2 exons. NCBI's taxonomy places the organism in Eukaryota, Viridiplantae, Streptophyta, Magnoliopsida, Celastrales, Celastraceae. The coding region runs from base 556 to 1947 and encodes 463 amino acids.